Messenger RNA from Poecilia latipinna (sailfin molly), 1158 nucleotides. Its product is annotated as rho GDP-dissociation inhibitor 3-like. Gene Ontology annotation, cellular component: cytoplasm; membrane; cytosol. The coding region runs from base 533 to 937 and encodes 134 amino acids. Gene Ontology annotation, biological process: Rho protein signal transduction. Lineage: Eukaryota; Metazoa; Chordata; Actinopteri; Cyprinodontiformes; Poeciliidae. The transcript is spliced from 3 exons. Gene Ontology annotation, molecular function: protein binding; Rho GDP-dissociation inhibitor activity. The record is from RefSeq and is a predicted model, not a curated record.
UCUGCCGGCAGAACCCGCAUCUGCCCUCCUGUCUUUGCUCCCAAGAAAAAAAUGUUCAAACUAAACGUAAAAUGACACCUGAUUGCGAAUCCUGGAGAACGAAGGAUUCAGAUCUCUUAUUCCUCCACCUACUGAACUUCAGAGGAAGCAGCAGAGAGCCAGCUGAUUCUCAUGUCUGCUACAUCCUCCCUCCCUCCCUCCCUCCCUCCUUUCUCACUCUCUCCAACUCACACAUCCACACCCACACCCAAGGAUACCCUCACUGCUCCACCGCCGCCGUUUCCCACACUCAGUUUUUUUUUCUUCACUUUCUACCUCCACCCUCUCCAACUACUAACACACCCACACACACACAUAUAUAAUUUUUGUUUUUUAUUGCUGCCUCAGUGGAGGAAACGCUGCUCUGACCCUGUUGCUGAGACUUCUUCGGAUUCCUCCGUCCAUUUCUCUCCUACUUUGCUGCUACCUGUGGAGGUUUUCUGUCGGUUCUCCGGUUCGGCUAUCUCAUCAGAGCGCAGAGAGAGAGGGAGCCAUGCUGGGUCUGGACGUGUGUGAGUUCGGGGGUCAGGUGCUGGAGCUGCUCUGGUUGACCAUGUGCUACAGAGGUCUACUGGCUGACAAGAGUAAUUUGGCCAUCGAGGAGGAAGAUGAGGACAGGAACCUGAACUACAAUCCCCCGGCUCAGAAGUCGCUGCAGGAGAUCCAGGAAAUGGACAAAGACGAUGAAAGUCUGGUGAAGUACAAGCAGACCCUGCUGGGCCCAGAGGCAGUGAGUCCAGACCCGACUGAGCCCAAUGUCAGAGUGACCAGACUCAUCUUGUUGUGUGACGAUGCUCCUGAACCAAUCACCAUGGAUCUCACAGGUACCCCGGUCCUCCUCAUCUUCAGCUCUUUGGGUUGGAAUGUUGUUGUUGUUUUUUUUGGCUCAAUGAUCUAAGCUUGUUGACAAGCCACACUGGCAAAUGACGAGGCAGAAUCCCUUACAGCUGAACUCUUUCAUGCAUUUUAUUGAGAUUUUAUGAGGUAAAAAAAACACCUCCAAGUAGUUUGCAAAACAUUCUUGAGUGUUUGUAUUCUGCCUCCCAAUUAAAGCUGCAAAAAAGUUUUUUUUUCCUUUAAUGUAUGGCCAUUAUAUAGGUUGGCUAUUAUGUUAAUUAU